GGACUUGAUUCCGUUUCUCCUCACCGGCUUUCACAUCUCCCCUCUCGUCCACAUCCCCCUCCUCAGUACUCUCUGCCGUCUCUGGCACCAUGCCAGCCGAGCUACACUCCAUCUACGACCUCACAACGUUUUGUCGCAAGACCACGGGGCAUGUGCCCCCAAAGUUGGUCGGCGCGUCGACGACGGUAGUGGGGAGCAAGAUGUAUCUAUUUGGUGGUCGGCUUGUGACAGAGCGGCGGAUGGUGGCCGACCUAUACGUGUUCGACCUCGAGACGUACAACUGGGAGAUUGUUCCUCCCUUCCCCGAGGACGAUAUCCCCCGCCCGCGGUACUUUCAUAGCGUGGACACAUGGAACAAUCAGCUUAUCUUGUUCGGCGGCAUGUCUAAUGAACCAGACUCCCCCAAUCCUGACGAGCUCUGCGUACUCAAUGACGUCCGGUUCUUCGAUCUUUCGACCUUUCAUUGGUUGCCAGCAGGCCCCUCCCCUCCCCCAGCAUCCCCUCUGACACCUCGUGCCCGAUACGCACAACUCUCCUCGGUCACAGGCGACCGACUUUUCAUCAUCGGCGGGCAGGACUUUUACAACACCUGGUUGGACGAUGUUUGUGUUUACGAUCUUCUUGCCAAGACGUGGUGCGAGCGCAGGGAUUACCCUAGACACUGCGGAUCCUAUAGGAGUGUGGCUGUCAGCGCUUCGCAAGUGGUGCGGAAUCCUAAGGACGAAAUGCGCAGGGAGAGGGACAAGACUACGACGCCGAUCCAAGCGGGUCCCCGAUUCCAGGUCCCUGGACAGACGCAGCCAGAACUCGACCAAGAUUCGACGCCGACAGAGAACCUUGUGCAUCUGCCGCACUCCGCCGCGCCAAAUGACGAGCAUCCGAGCGACAUUUACCUCUACAGUAACUAUAACGUGGGUUUCAAUAGUAUCUCACGCCUUCUUCCGCUCACGGUCACGCAGUUCACAGAUGUCAAACGGGAGCUCGAAAUCUUCUCUCCGCUCCCGGACACUGGCUUCAACGUCACAGACCGUUCUGCAGCCAUGACUGGGCCUUCCCUACCCCCCGGGUUGCGUUUCCCCUCGGGAGCUAUUUUGGGGAAUCACCUCAUCAUUGCCGGCAUCUAUCUCGCCCAUUCAUAUCAGUCGUUUUCUAUCUGGGUCCUCGAUUUGACGACGAUGGCUUGGUCUCGCAUUGAUCCCGGAAAAGCCGUCGAGUCGGGGUCGUGGUUCCGGGGAUGUCUGUGGCCGGAGGGCAACCGAUUUUUCGUGUUUGGGAAUCGGAACGGAAAUCUGGUCGAUGAUUACAACCGGCGGCUACUCAGCUGGGAGCACGUCGCUGUCGUCGAUCUAGAAGCUUUUGGGAUCUACCAACCGCCUUCUCUUCGAUUGGACGUGCCGAUGCAGGAAAUGGGAUUGGCGGCCCUAGAAGAAGGCGUCCUCGCAGACUUUGAGGUUAUCUGUGACGACGGCCGGAAGAUCCGCUGUUCUAGAAAGCUGCUGGAGGAACGGUGGCCGUGGUUCAAAGAACAGCGGCUCAAGUUACUUCAGAAUGCGAUGGGUGCCAUGGAGGCGCUGCCCAGUGCUGGAGGGAUGCAUGUGUCCCUCCCUUCGUUGCCUGGGAACCUGCCUGAUGGCCAACGCCCCGAUCCCCGAUUGACUCCUCGGGCCCUGCACCUCUCUGAACCUUACCCGAUCACUCUGGCGUUGCUCCAAUAUCUCUACUCGACAGCACUGCUUACCCCUUUGCAGACAGCGCCGGCGGUUCUGUCGCAGCUUCUAGUUAUUUCCACAAACUACAAGCUCGAUCACUUGAGCUCACUUCUGCAGAUCAGGGCCCUGAAAACUGUCAUGUCUUACACCCAAAAGAAGCCAUCCCGAAGAACUGAGAAGGAAAACUCGGGUGGCGGAGGUGGCGGCGGCAGUGGGGCAGGUUUGGAGCGCGAUCAGAGGUCUGGAGGUGGCGGCGAGUCUCGGCAUACGACCCGACCUCGGGGUACCUCGGAUGCUCGAUGGGCGACAAGCACGACUGACAGUGGGAUGAGCAACGGCAGAGGAUACGGCUAUUCCAAUGCAUCUUAUCCUGUGUUCAGCGACGACGCCGAUGACCUGUUCACGCGGCCCGAUUUCACCAAGUCGCGGCUCAGAACCCCCCCUGCGCCGAUCGCCGUUGGAUCCCACCGGCGGACGCCGAGCAACGUUUCGCUGCACACUGAGGCUGAGAUCCAAGAAGUCGUUGAGCUCAUGUCGCCUGCGCCGGCCUCGCCGCCAACUCCGAUGUCGCCCAGGACAGCUGGCAGGACACGUCUGACGGAGCAGGCGUUUAUGGACCGCAUGUUUGAGUCGCUUAUGCAUCCGUACAUGCGUGAUCCGGGAUACGAAAGCGAGCCGGAGGAAGCGGAGACCCACUCGGUUUCGCCCUGGUCCGAGUCCGAGUCCGACUUUGCAAGCAUGGCGACAUCGCCAGGCUCGGAUUCGCUCUCCCCGGGCGGUUUCAUCCCGUACCACCUGCCGCGCCGCGGACUGGAGACCCCGUCGCUGAUCACCUCCUCGUCCCGGUCGUCUCUACUGUCCAGCUCGAGUCACGGGCGGGAUCUGUCGUCGCCAAUGACGCCGCCGAUGUCGCCCGAGACGGCAUUCGCGCUCCCCAGCAUCGACGAGCACUACACGGACGACGGCAGCGAGCGCGCCAUGUCGCCGCCGGCGCUGAAAGUGCGGACGGAGCCCAUGAUCGUGCUCCAGGACCGCACGCGGACGCUGUCUCCUACCCCGUCCGACACGGAGACGCUCUCCGCCGUGACGAGCCGGCUGUCGCUCGACCCGAAGUCGCAGAAGGCCGAGGAGAAGCGGCUGAAGAAGGUCGCCGCCAAGGCGCGCACGGAGGAGCUGGCGCGGCAGCUGAAGGAGCGCGCCAGGAAAGCCAAGGAAGACGCCUCCGAACGCAACUCGAAUUCCUCUCGCGAGAAGAAGGCGGAGCCGGUGGCGAUGUACGGCGGCGUCGUUGCUGCCGGCGGAAGCAGCAGAAUGGGGUUCUCGCUGUAAACGAUCGGGGCAGGACUCCCGAUCCCACUAAACUCAAUCUUGUACUCAUCUGUCAUUCGUUUUCUGACAUCCACAAUUGCAUCGACCACUUAUCCUUAUUACUACCAGCUCCAUACUUUGUAGACUAUUCGCGCUUGCGGAUCCGGAUACCUCGUCGUAGAAUGAGAAUGUCUUUCCAGUUA
Messenger RNA from Mycena citricolor, 3220 nucleotides. NCBI's taxonomy places the organism in Eukaryota, Fungi, Basidiomycota, Agaricomycetes, Agaricales, Mycenaceae. The record is from the annotation of a GenBank genome assembly.